AUGAGCGAAGGGGUCGCCUCGCCGCCGGGUGCCGCAGCCGCUGCCGAGGAGGGGGCGGCGGCGGCGGCGGCGGGCGGGGGCCCUGCGGCGGGCGAUGGAGGGCCCGAGGCGGAGGGCCGGGAGCUGCGCUGCGGCGAAUGCCUGGUGUGGAACCGGCAGCAGACGUGGCUGUGUGUGGUGCCCCUCUUCAUCGGCUUCGUGGGCCUGGGGCUCAGCCUGAUGCUGCUCAAGUGGAUCGUGGUGGGGUCCGUGCAGGAGUACCUGCCCACCGAGCUGAUGGAUUCUAAGGGGAUCGAGCAGGACCCCUUCUUCCUCUCCAAGCAGCCCACCACGCCGCCCAAGGGCGGGGAGCCCGCCGCCUCGCCCGGCACGGACGCCGCCGCCGCCUCUCAGACGCCCAACCGGAUGAGCACCCGCCUCACCACCAUGACCAAGGCGCCCACCCGCUUCCCGGCCACCCGGGGCCCCAUCCGGGCCAUCCCGCCGCGGACCACCACGGCGCGCCACACGCUGGCGCCCCCGACGCUCCUGGCCGGCGGCAGCACCGGCAGCACCACGGCUGCCGUCGCUGUCCCUUUCAGCACCACGCUCCUCCUGGCCCGCCCGGCGCCCGGCGCCCCUCGGAGCCCGCCUGGGCCGGCCUGGCCCACUGCGGCGUACACUACCUCGUCGUACAAGACUUAUCUUCAGGACUCGGCUCCUUCGUGGACCUUAUCCCCCUUCCAAGAGGCCAGCAGCACCACCACCGCCGCCCCGCCGGAGACCAACUCCAGCCCCAAAUACCAUACCACAACAUAUUCCAUUGAACAAUCUGAGCACUUUAAGCCAUGCAAGGAUAAGGAUCUUGCAUACUGUCUUCACGAAGGCGAAUGCUUUGUCAUUGAAACUCUAACAGGAUCUCACAAACACUGCAGGUGCAAAGAAGGCUACCAAGGAGUCCGCUGUGACCAAUUUUUGCCGAAAACCGACUCCAUCUUGUCAGAUCCAACUCACCAUUUAGGAAUUGAAUUCAUGGAGAGCGAAGAGGUUUACCAGCGACAGGUACUGUCCAUUUCCUGCAUCGUCUUUGGGAUCGUCAUUGUGGGCACAAUCUCUGCAGCCUUCUACUUCAGAACAAAAAAGCAAACGAAGUACAUCCAGGAACAGUUGAAAGAGAUACAGAACGGGAAAACCUACAGCCUUAAUGCUUCCAGCAUCAUGGCAAAAACAGACACCAGGGCCCAAAGCCAAGUCCAGCUGCAAAACGUAAGUAAAUGUGCCCGUGUUAACCCUUAUUAUGCUGGCUGA
Molecule: messenger RNA, 1287 nt
Organism: Notechis scutatus (mainland tiger snake)
Lineage: Eukaryota; Metazoa; Chordata; Lepidosauria; Squamata; Elapidae
Source: RefSeq, a predicted model, not a curated record